GCUCACACACACACACACACAUGUGCGUGCCUGUUUGAUUUGUGCAGCUUACUUACCAGACCGCUCUGAUCUGGGCUUGGGGGUGGGGGGUGGGGGGGUGGAGAGCGCAGACUGGCAGUGGAGCAUUCAGGCUGACAGUCGACGAUCAAAGCUCUGGGGCUUCACGUGCAACCUUCUCGCUUCAUCUGCUAGGAUCUCCGGCACACCUGAAGUCAGAAGGUGGAGAGGGCAUAGGGGGUGGGGCUGUGCUCUACCUACAUCAUCCCAGCCUGGGGAUUGACGAGAGGUUCUCUUCGCCGGUCUUCAGCGUCUAAUGCUUCUUCCUUUCUGUGGACUGAAUUCACAAUGUCGGGACUCUUGGAACUUCUCAACAAAUCAGGAGCUUUUGGAGCGGAUGGAAACCCAGCGGGCACAGAUUCCGUGAUGUGCUGCCGUUCUAUGAUGUUGAUCCAGAUGGGAAAUCGUCAUGGGCCAGGUGGAACCUGAUACAUCACACAUGCUGUCAUUUGAAGAAACUAUUGAUUCGCCCAGUGCGCUCUGUGAUAAUUACUGAUGCAGUGGUGUUAAGUAUAGUUAACUCAGUUACGCUCAUAAUGUAGCUGCCGUGCUAUGAAUCUUUCUGGGCGAGCAGUAUAUUUAUAGAAUGAUGCCGAAGUUAAAGCAAGCCUUCAUCUGCGUUUUUGGCUUAUGAAAAUUCAAUAGGCUAUAAUUGCUGAGAAGGGUUCAUUUUUAAUGCAAGGUGCAUUUUGACAACUGUGCCACACUGAUUCACUGCAUCGGCUCUCAAUCUGUUAAUCACUUAGUGACAGACGUGUGCUGUUUAUUGAGCCAUUAACAAUAGGAUAGCAGUAAAUACUAAUCAGUGGUUUGUUUGUCUUCCUCUCUCAUCUUCAGGCUUUGCAGACGCUGUUUUGUUUCCUUUAUCUUGGUUCAAUCCCCAUCAGUAAACUGUAGGCAGCACAGAAACAAUACAACUUUCUAUAAGAAAUUGUUAUAUGGAAAAAUAAAUGUUCACAUAUUAUGUCUUUUUCAGUUGAGGAAUCAGUUAAGUAAUAACCUUGAGGAAUAUUCUAACAGAAAAUUUCUGAUGAUUGUCUUUUUAUAAUCUUUAAAUGUUAAACCUUAAAAAAAUCUGUUGUCAACAUUUAAGUUAGUUGGAUGGUGUUACAAGGCUCUUGAUUUUUGAAUGUUCAAAGGUAUUCUCCAUUUCAAAUGAGUCAUAGGUCAUGAAAGUAAGGAAAUAUGGGGGAAAAAAACACUUCUGAUAAAUAACGUGUUCUGUUACCAUAAAUAGAUAUGUCCUCAAAGGAUUAUACUCUUCAAUAAUAGUUGCAUCUUCUUAAGCUUUGAUAGUCAACUUGUGAGUGAUUUUUUUCUCCAAGUGUCAAGCUGGGCUAUGCAGAUCCCAGACUAAUACAGCAGGGCAAUUUAUUCCCAACAUGAAUAAUUCUCUCUGAGUAAGAGAAAUGUUUUCUCAUAUCAGUGAAUCAUCAGCUCAGAAGAAGUUUGCACGUCCCCUGGAUGGUAUGUGAUUGACACAUCGCCUCCAGCUGUAAGGCUUGGCCCUUCUCUUCCUGUUCUCUGUCCCACUCUGCACAGGUGUAGAGCAGAUGUCAGCAAUGGCCCUAUCCUGGUAUCGCUGCCUAACAGCGACAGCGCUAGUUUGGGGGACUGUGUGGUCUCAGGGCUCCCCACCCUCGAACCCUGAGAAUGAGGUGCCACUACGGCCCACCAUUUGGCUUCCAGAAGGCAAAGUUACCCCCAUCUCUCUGCCAAAGGAUCAGACUCGGAGGCUGUACUUCACUCUCAAGAAAAGGGCAUCUUUGAUGUCCGUCACUGUCAUUCCGUGUGGUGUGCCGAUUGAAUGGAGCUUAGCAGCCAGGACAAUAAAGGACAGACCCUCUAAAAGCCUACAAUGGACUUCCAAGAAAAGUAUGCCAGAGGUGUGGUGGAGAGGCUCUGGAACAGAGCAAAAAAUGUACACAUUUAAAGGCAACACUGUGGACUCCUACACUGGCCACACUGCGUCUCCAGCAUCCAUCUACAUCCUUAAGAUAAAAUCCAAGGUACAGGACUCUAGAGUUUCUGUAUACCUUCAAGAGGGAGACGGGGUGCCGGGAAUAUUUCCAGAGAUACCUCCCGAUCCCCGUGUACAUACUGUGGGAGUAGGGAUGACUAGUGUCACUCUGAGCUGGAAGCCUAGUGCUUCUAUUCUGAAACUCCAAAAAAACAGCCAUAACUACCAUUACUGUGUGUUGGUUAACCAAAAGCAAAACUAUAAGAGUCUGUGUACUGCCCAAGAGGACAUGAAAAGUGAAAAGAAGAGAGCUAAGAAGCAAAAAUUAACAGUCUGGCCAGAUGUGAGUGAGUGGUGGAGGCACGAGUGGGAUUCUUUCAGGAAAUCAGGAGAAUCGACUUUAUUGGACAAUUCCGAUGAACUACAGUGUGCUUGCAGAGGCAUGGAAAGUGUGUGUACGGUGUCAGAGCUCAUUCCAGAAACGUUAUACUAUUUUGAUGUUUUUGUGGUAGACACAGUCAAUGGCACUGACUCAGCAUAUGCGGGGACCUUUGCGCAAACGCAUGAGGAAGCCCGACAAAUAGCUACCCCUCUAGGAGAGGGUGAGCUCAGGUGGGUGGCUUUUCAGGGAACUGGGCGGCAAGGUAGCCAGAUUUUCAGCUUCCGUCCCCGUGGCUGGCAACAGAGUGCUCUUCUUACGCUCCAGAGCUGCACUGGCCAAAAGGUGAAGGUCACAGUCUCUAACAAGGAGCAAAUUCUUGCAUCAGAGGUGGUGGGGGAGGCAGUAGCACAGAUAUGGCUGCAAGGAAAGCCUGUAUAUCAGAUAUUUUUGGAAGACAUGAGUCCUGGUCAGGCAGUUAGGGGUGUGUCAAGGCCUAUGGUUAAAAUGCAGGCCUCAUCCGCUUACCAUCGUCAGGCCGUCCCCGCACUUCCCACUACACUGCAGAUAAAGUCCUUCAACAAACUCAGGACCUGCAACUCUGUUACUUUAGCCUGGUUUGGAACGGAGGAGAGAAGCUUGUACUGCAUGUAUCGGCGCAAGAUUAAGGAUGGAGAAUCCACCAGUAGGCAACAGUGCCUUGGUCCAGAGUCACGCAGCGAAACGGAGAGGGUCCUCUGUAAAUACUUCCAGGAGCUGAACCCACGACGGGCUGUUACUACAGCGACCAUUGGAGCACUGGAACCUGGAACUGCAUACUUAUUUGAUGUCUAUUUGAUGAGACGUUGGGGAAUUCCAGUCAAAUACCACAGCAAGACAGUGCGCACCAGGAAGGAGUGUUGACUGUUUCUAUUUUCGUGUCUCCAACUUUCACUGAACUCACAGGUGAAAGCACUAAACAAGAUAUGCAUAAUGCAUUCCCAAAAAUAGACAAUUAAGGAAUACUAUACAUUCCAAUUAAUGUUAUCUGAAGAAUUAUUCAUCAGCACCAGAAGUUGAGAACAACAAGCAGUUCAGAAUCGCACCUGCAAAGCCGUUGUUGUUUUGUUCUUGAUGUGCCAGUUAUCAAAAAAUGUUCCAGUUGAAAUUAAAAUAAAGAGAGGAGGUGUUUACAAGGAAUACAUCUUUGCUACUGAGACGUUGUGUUUAAGUAGAAUCUUUCUAAUCCAACUGAAGCAAUAUAGAGUAAUAAGAAACUUGCUAAAGUAAUGUGUACAGUGUUCUGCUUAAGCAUGCGGUUAGUGUAUGAUGUAGCAAUCUGUUUUAGUGUCUGUUGUGUAUUCUGUGCUUUGCCUUAAUAAACUAACACAGAUCAAGUGUCUGCAUCUGGUGCCAGGUGUCACGCAAGGCACCAGCUAUGGUGUACAUUAAAAAUGUUUCAUCUCCCUCCUUUAAA
Molecule: messenger RNA, 3852 nt
Organism: Paramormyrops kingsleyae
Lineage: Eukaryota; Metazoa; Chordata; Actinopteri; Osteoglossiformes; Mormyridae
Source: RefSeq, a predicted model, not a curated record